Molecule: messenger RNA, 919 nt
Organism: Diprion similis
Lineage: Eukaryota; Metazoa; Arthropoda; Insecta; Hymenoptera; Diprionidae
Gene: RpS4
Product: 40S ribosomal protein S4
Exons: 6
Coding region: 80-868 (262 amino acids)
Biological process (GO): translation
Cellular component (GO): cytosolic small ribosomal subunit; ribosome
Molecular function (GO): RNA binding; structural constituent of ribosome
Source: RefSeq, a predicted model, not a curated record
CGCUUCAUAUUCGCCAGGCGUGUCCGCCUCCAUAGCUUUCUCCCUAGUCUACGGUCUCUUUUCCGUUCAGAAAUCCAAGAUGGCUCGCGGACCCAAAAAGCACUUGAAGCGUUUAAACGCGCCUAAGGCAUGGAUGUUGGACAAGUUGGGAGGUGUCUAUGCACCCCGGCCAUCAACAGGGCCCCACAAGCUACGCGAGUCUCUUCCACUCGUUAUUUUUCUUCGUAACAGGCUAAAGUAUGCCCUCACUAAUUGCGAGGUGAAGAAAAUCGUUAUGCAACGCCUUAUCAAAGUUGAUGGCAAAGUUAGGACUGACCCCAACUAUCCAUCCGGCUUCAUGGAUGUUGUGACUAUUGAAAAGACUGGUGAAUUUUUCCGCCUGAUCUAUGAUGUUAAGGGACGUUUUACCAUUCACAGAAUUUCCGCCGAGGAAGCUAAGUACAAGCUCUGCAAAGUCAAGCGUGUACAAACUGGACCCAAAGGAAUUCCAUUCCUUGUUACCCAUGAUGGUAGAACAUUGCGUUACCCAGACCCUGUAAUCAAGGUGAAUGACACCAUUCAGCUGGACAUUGCAACAGGAAAAAUAAUCGACUCUAUUCGAUUUGACUCUGGCAACUUGUGCAUGAUCACGGGCGGAAGAAAUUUGGGUCGUGUUGGCAGUGUCGUGAGCCGUGAGCGUCAUCCUGGAUCCUUUGACAUCUGCCAUAUCAAAGAUUCACAAGGACACACUUUUGCCACCAGACUUAACAACGUGUUCAUUAUUGGCAAAGGAUCUAAAGCAUACGUUAGCUUGCCAAGAGGCAAGGGUGUCAAGUUGUCCAUCGCCGAAGAACGUGACAAGAGGCUGGCUGCCAAGGGUGGAAACUAAUGUAAACUUUCAAACAAAAAUCAAUAAACUAAGUGAUUUAUCUUGGUGAAA